Molecule: messenger RNA, 1573 nt
Organism: Camelus dromedarius (Arabian camel)
Lineage: Eukaryota; Metazoa; Chordata; Mammalia; Artiodactyla; Camelidae
Gene: CD68
Product: CD68 molecule
Exons: 6
Coding region: 373-1359 (328 amino acids)
Biological process (GO): establishment of protein localization to organelle
Cellular component (GO): late endosome membrane; plasma membrane; lysosomal membrane
Source: RefSeq, a predicted model, not a curated record
AAUAAAAAUUGUACAUCCUACUGAGCUUGUUCUCUGAGGGAGGGGCUGCAGAGCCAGCAACCACUUGUCACAACUACUGAGCAUGAUUUGCGGAGGUAGACAAGAAUCCCCAGGGGUCAACUACCCCGGAACUCAUAUGACACUGAGAGCUGACAGCUCCCACUUGAUACCAGGGCCAAUCAUCUAAUUUAAUGACUAAGCUUGGUGGUUGGGGCUGAGGUGCCUGAAUCAGGCUGGGUGUGGGGUAAUCUUAGUUACAGGAAGUCAAAGAUUCCUCUUUCCAAACGAAGGCAGAGGGAACAGGGUUCCCUGACCGAGCAGGCAGCUGGUACUGACACACAAACCUAGUUGGACUCUGGAGGCUGUUCUGACAUGAGGCUGGCUGUGCUUUUCUCUGGGGUCUUGCUGGGGCUACUAGCAGCCCAGGGGACAGGGAAUGACUGUCCUCAUAAAAAGUCGGCCACUCUGCUGCCAUCCUUCACGGUGACACCUACAGCUACAGAAAGCACAGCAAGCACUGGAACAACCAGCCACAAGACAACCAGCCAUAGAACUACCACUCACAGAACGACAACCAUAGAUACCACCAGCCACAAGUCUAUGACAGCCACUCAAAAUCCUGCUACCACCACCAGUCACGGAAACACCACAGUUCGUCCAACAAGCAACACCACGGCCACCAGCCCAGGGUCUUCCACCAGUUCCCCCCACCCAGGACCACCUCCACCCUCUCCAAGUCCUAGCCCAGGAUCCAAGGAGGCGAUAGGAAACUACACUUGGAAUAAUGGUUCCCAGCCCUGCGUCCAGCUCCAAGCCCAGAUUCAGAUUCGAGUUCUAUACCCGACCCAGGGUGGCGGAGAGGCCUGGGGCAUCUCCGUACUGAACCCCAACAAAACCAAGGCCCAGGGGGGCUGUGAGGGGGCCCAUCCCCAUUUGUUCCUCUCAUUUCCCUACGGACAGCUCAGCUUUGGAUUCAAGCAGGAGCCACUGCAGAGCAUCGUCUACCUGAACUAUAUGGCUGUGGAGUACAAUGUGUCCUUCCCCCAGGCAGCACAGUGGACAUUCUCAGUUCAGAAUUCAUCCCUUCAAUAUCUCCAAACUCCCCUGGGCCGGAGCUUCAGUUGCAGAAACGCAAGCAUCAUUCUUUCACCAGCUUUCCACCUUGACCUGCUCUCCUUGAAGCUACAAGCUGCUGAGCUGCCCCCCACAGGGGCCUUUGGGCCAAGUUUCUUCUGUCCCAGUGACCAAUCCAUCUUGCUGCCUCUCCUCAUCGGCCUGAUCUUACUCGGCCUCUUCAUCCUGGUGCUUGUUACAUUCUGCAUUGUCCGGAGACGCCCACCCACCUAUCAGCCCCUCUGAGCAUUCAUCCCAACACCCAGGACACCAGGGGUGCCCUCAUGUCUCACCACUCAACUGACUCCGAGGCAAGAUUUUCAUCUUUCCCUGUCUUUUGAUGAACAAAAGUAGAGAUAAUGCAAUCGGGAAGGAUAAGCGGAGAGAUGUUUAUUAAAUGUGACUGAUUCCCCCUUCCACAUCUCCAUUGGCAGAAUAGUAAAACCUGCUCAAAUCUUUA